Rhizophagus irregularis DAOM 181602=DAOM 197198 is the source of this 1092-nucleotide messenger RNA. Lineage: Eukaryota; Fungi; Glomeromycota; Glomeromycetes; Glomerales; Glomeraceae. The record is from RefSeq and is a predicted model, not a curated record.
UCACGUUUUCGUAAUUGUAAUAUUAAUUUAUUAACAUGUAUAAAUAAUAUAUAAAAUACACAUUAUAAAUAUAUUAUACAUUAUAAAUAUAUAUCAGUUAUCUAGUGUUAAUUUUUUUUUAUUAUUUUUUAUAUUAUUUUAAAGUUGCGCUAACUGUAUUACUUAACUUUUUUUCUUUCCUCUUGUUAUAAUUGGAUAGCCACGGAUUUUUAAGUGAUCAACGUACUAAAUUUCCGUUGACAUAGCGCCCCUGGUGACACAACUAUAACAAGGUGGGAACCCGAUUUGAACACAUGUUUCUGAUGUAAUAAAUCUUUAGAUGCGUCUGCAGGUAAAGAAUUGUAGUUAUUAUUUUAUUUCAGUAAUAGACUCACUUCCUUAAUAGAUGUAUCCACUAUAUUACCUCAUUUCUUUCCUCUCUACUUUCUUUCUGCUAUUCCCCCAUAUAUAUUUUUUAGUAGUAGUUCAACGAAAUAUGCUUCCAAUCUUACCAAUGACAGAAGCUUUCUCUCUUCUCUCUUUCCUUGCAAUCAAGUUUCUUCUUUUCUUUUACUUUUUUCGUGCAGCUACUUUGUUUCUCCUUCACUAUUCUUCAUUCUUUUUUUCAUCAUUUAGACGUCAAUAAUAUUAAAGAAAAACGAAAAAAAAUCCCAAAAUCUUGUGAAAUGAAAUCAGAAGAGGCUAUCUAAGAAAAAAAUACGAAGUGUGAGUACCUGUUCCGUUGUUAAAUUGUACAAAUUAAAAGGAAAAAAUACUUAUCAAGAAUCAACAUGCCUAAGGAGGUCCAGGGGCCCGAAGAACUGGCUGCCUAAAAAGAAAUAUCCAACUUUUUCAUGCGUCUAGACCCGUCUAAAUAAAGCAAACCAAAAUGUUUAAAGUAAGAAUUCCAUGUACUAAACCAAAUAAUCCGUCUAAGAAGAUAAACAAGAAGUGUAAUAAAUGUUUGAUCAAAAUAAUAAUUUAGAAAAAAAAUAGAAAAUUCACAACGAACUAAAGUAGAAGAUAUGAAAUAAUCUGAAAUUUUACACAAACUUAUUUUCAACCAAAAUCUCACGUGUCCAGUGUCCGAUUUGAUAUAGAUUAAUUUGGUCU